UCUGCAGACUCUUGUCCUCUCGCGUCUUUCUUCUCCUCCCCUUCCUCUCACCUUCUCCUUUGCUUUUAUUACUUUUGCCCGUUGCCGUACCUUCCUCAUCUCUCCAUCUCUCUCCCUCCUUUCCACUUAUUCUCUUAACACCUUCCUCUUAUUCCCGCCGUAGACCUCCCUUUCUGUCCUCACCACCUUCUUCUAGUCUCUUCUCUCCCCACUGUAGCAGCAGCCUUCCCCUGGUCUGUCGAUUACAUUGUGUCCCUGUGCCUCAGUGUCCCCCUCAUCUCACUGUCUCUGACUCCCCUCCCGGCUCAGAGCCUAGUGGCCUGUCCUUGGGGGAAAGAAGGAUGGUUCUCGAGGGAAGGGUCCUCUCCUCCUUGCUGGGACUCGCGCUGCUCUGGUUCCCCUUGGACUCCCACGCUCGAGUUCGCCCGGACAUGUUCUGCCUUUUCCACGGGAAGAAAUACUCCCCCGGCGAGAGCUGGCACCCCUACUUGGAGCCACAGGGCCUGAUGUACUGCCUGCGCUGCACUUGCUCUGAGAGUGCCCAUGUGAACUGUUACCGCCUCCACUGCCCACCUGUCCACUGUCCCCAGCCUGUGACCGAGCCACAGCAGUGCUGUCCCCGGUGUGUGGAACCUCAUACCCCCUCUGGGCUCCGGGCCCCCCCAAAGUCCUGCCAGCACAACGGGACCAUGUACCAACAUGGAGAGAUUUUCAGUGCCCAUGAGUUGUUCCCUUCCCGCCUGCCCAACCAGUGUGUCCUCUGCAGCUGUGCCGAGGGCCAGAUCUACUGUGGCCUCUUGACCUGCCCAGAACCAGGCUGCCCUGCACCCCUCCCGCUGCCCGCUGCCUGCUGCCAGGCCUGCAAAGAUGGGUCAAGUGAGAAAUCAGCUGAAGAGGACGCCACACAGCCACACCAUGCGGUGAGACAGUCCCGGGACCCAUGUUCAGGGGACGGUGGGAGAAAGAGUGGCCUGAGCACCCCAGCCCCCACCGGGCUCAGCUCCCCUCUGGGCUUCAUUCCUCGCCACUUCCGACCGAAGGGGGCAGGCAGCACGACAGUCAAGAUUGUCCUGAAGGAGAAACAUAAGAAAGCCUGUGUGCAUGGCGGAAAGACGUACUCCCAUGGGGAGGUGUGGCACCCAGCCUUCCGCUCCUUUGGACCCCUGCCCUGCAUCCUGUGCACCUGUCAGGACGGCCGCCAAGACUGCCAGCGGGUGAUCUGCCCCACUGAGUACCCCUGCCAUCACCCCGAGAAAGUGACUGGGAAGUGCUGCAAGAUUUGCCCAGAGGACAAGGCAGACCCUGGCCACAGUGAGAUCAGCGCCACCAGGUGUCCGAAGGCACCGGGCCGGGUCCUCAUCCACACAUCAGUAUCCCCAAGCCCAGACAACCUGCGUCGCUUUGCCCUAGAGCGUGAGGCCUCUGAGCAGGUGGACAUCUACCUCUGGAAGCUGGUAAAAGAUGAGGAAACUGAGGCUCAGAGAGGUGAAGUACCUGGCUCAAGGCCACACAGCCAGAAUCUUCCACUUGAUUCAGAUCAAGAAAGUCAGGAAGCAAGACUUCCAGAAAGAGGCACAGAACUUCCGGCCACUCACCAGCACCCACGAAGGUCACUGGAACGUCUUCCUAGCCCAGACCCCGGAGCUGAAGGUUAUGACCAGUUCAGACAAAACGACCAAGACCUUAUAACAAAGACCUAAAUAGUUGCAGAUAUGAGC
Molecule: messenger RNA, 1718 nt
Organism: Pteropus alecto (black flying fox)
Lineage: Eukaryota; Metazoa; Chordata; Mammalia; Chiroptera; Pteropodidae
Gene: CHRDL2
Product: chordin like 2
Exons: 12
Coding region: 342-1700 (452 amino acids)
Molecular function (GO): protein binding
Source: RefSeq, a predicted model, not a curated record